AGGCGCACGAUAAGCUCUCUGGAAAGAGGGACCGCGUACUGCUUGGCAAAGAGAGGAAUAGGGAAAACGGGUCAAAGGGGAGGGAAGGGAGGAAACCGGAGACGGCGGGGAUGAUGGAUAAGAGUGGGAGGGAGCAGAAGAGCAAAAAGGACCUCCUGCAUGGGUCUGAAGGGGGAGGAAAACGGAAAGAAUCGCAGCGGCAAAUGGAUGCUGCAAAGGCACGUGCACGACUUGAGGUGAAAUUGAAAAGGCGGCUUUUACGGACUACAAAGGCGGGAGGAAACAGACUUGGCCAAAGGGAGAGAAGAAGGGAAGUAAGUGCUGCUGCUGCUGCUGCUGCCGGUUCAUUGCAUGUGAAAGGGGGCAGACUGAAAACAGGUGGAUCUGCGCCGGGUGCUGGCAGAGGAAAGGUGGGGAGGGUAGAGCCGAAGUCAGGAGGAAAGGGUGGAGACUUCUCCCGGAGGAGUUCGAACGGUGUAGCGCAGAAAAAAGAGCAGAUGAUUGCUCAUGGUUCGGACGAGCGGCGUCUUCCGGCGAAGGGUCGGGGAAAGAAUGAGCCGGAGAAGAAGAACGAAAAACUUCAUCCUUCUUGGAUCGCCAAGAUUGAGCAGCUGAAGAAGGCGGUGCAGCUGAAUGUUGCGGCUGGAAAGAAAAUCAAAUUUGACGAUGACGACGAUGAUUGAUGUGUCGGAAAACUUUAGUCGUACGGCUGGUAUAUUUUUUCACCACAGAUCUCCCGAACAAUUAUUCGCAUCGCUCGCUGUAUAUGACAGUGAAAAGUCCUUUUCUUCUUCAAAUGUAUACAAGUGACUAUUCUUUAAAGAUACGUUUAUGCGGAGGUUUUCCUGCUGGGAGUGACAGUUGUGUGCUGGAUUUACAUGCGGCUGCUCCCAUUGAAGAUAAUAUCUCAAGGCCGCCGCCCUAUUCUUUUUUUUUUCUCUCUGAGUGUGUGGAGCACUAUGUGCGCGCCAGGGGAGUAGCGUCGUGCUGUGCGCGCUGUGCAUAUGCGCCUGAUGCGUACGGUGUGUGCACAUUGUUGCGAUUUUUUCAGCCAGGCCACUUUUGGCGACCGAAAAUACAACAGGCUGUCACGCAGGAUUUUUGAUGAAUUGUCUUAUUAAAUUAAUGAUAAAUAAUGCAAAUCUCUUCUUGUUGUGUGCGUCCAGCUUCGAGCGAAACCCUUUAAUUACGGUUUACGCCAGUCCUCGGUCUUAGGAAUCUUUGAUUCUUAUUCGGAAAAGCGAAUGCAAUUAUGGAAAUAGUAAGUGAAAUAAAAUGUAUAGCACAUC
This is a messenger RNA of Chara braunii, 1289 nucleotides long. The record is from the annotation of a GenBank genome assembly. NCBI's taxonomy places the organism in Eukaryota, Viridiplantae, Streptophyta, Charophyceae, Charales, Characeae.